AGCGGACUUGUUCCAAUUGUUUCCCUUUCCCGCGUUCGCCUGACUCAAACAUCACUACACCAUAACAUGACUGUCUAGCGUACCGACCGUUGGGGAUCGAAUAUCGAACGAUACUUGCGUGUGGACGCCAGCUCAAACACAAGCUACGCACCGCUGCCACUUCUCAACGCCUGAGGCAGGACACCAGCAGUCGUCGACGCCAUCAUCACCAUGGAUUACUUCCGUUCUAAACGCUCAAGCGCUCAUCAGCCCAUCGAGGAUGAACGUCCGGCCAAACGCAUAUCUACGCCUGCAGGCCAGCGCUUGUCUAUUGUUCUAGAGGCCAGUCACCUGCGAAGUAAAUCUACCAAGCCGGAGCCGAAGUCGAAGAUAGAAGUCACCACGACAAGCACAUACUGUAACGAUCCGACACAUCAGCAUAUCGGUCCAACAGUACACGUUCACGAACAACGAAAGCCUGGCUUCCUGUCUGUGCUGACCGGCGGGAGGCUGGGCGAUACGCCGCGCGAAAGUAUGGAGGAUCAGAGUCAUAAUGGAAGUAAUCUAAGUGUCAGCGUGUGGAGUGAAUCGCACACUCCAAGGAGCGAAAAGUUCAGCCAGUUCAAGCCUGAGGUCAAAAGAAAGAGAUGGGGUUGGAAGAGACUGGCAGUCAUAGGUGCUCUGGUGGUCGCACUCAUUGUAGCAUUGGCCGUAGGCCUAGCCGUGGGUUUGAGGAAGAAGUCUUCGACCGAUGGCCCAUCUCCGACGUCGACUACGGGUGCCGGCUCACAGCCUGAUAGUACAGAGACCGACAGGCCGCCCACGCCGUCCUCCACGCUCACUCCAUCCGCUGUGCCAUCAGGUUUCCCUCUUGGGGCCUACUCCCUCGUCACCUUUCUCGAUACCGUAGCCACGGAUUGUACAAGCAAUAACGCGACUUGGACAUGCGCACCAUAUACCGACUACUAUUCGGAUCCUCAAAAGGCUCUUGCAGUCAUCAACUGGGAGAUCACUGGAUCCGCGGGAUCAUACAAGAUCUCGUCGAAGGACACGUCUGAUCUCUACAUGACCUUUCAGAAUGCGCCGCUGGUUCUGAUUGAUAAGGAUAAGGAUACAGAACGAUACCGCUUCCAGAUCAGCCGGACAAAGACGGUCAACAUGACGGGGAGCAUUGGCAAUACCAAAGGCGACUUUGAGUGCGACUACGGUGCGACCAAUCUACAGGCUUAUCUCUACACCAAGAUGCAAAGGACAUACCCCGAUGAAACGAUCAGUGUGCCAAACACCCCUAACACUGUAUGGCCUUACGCUGUGCGUGUCGAGCAAGCAGUAGGAGGUGGCGAGAAUGUCCCUUCCUGCAGUAAGCUAUCGGGUGAGAAAGUCACCAACGGCAUCAGGGCGCAAGACGCGGGAAACCUCUGCUCUUGCUUGUACAAGAACUGGACACCAGAACGAGCACCGUGAUCUAGGGUACCACCCGUUUUACAUCCGCUUGGCGUUUAUCUUCUUCAGCAUCUGCAUCAGCAUCAUCACCGGCGCCUUUUUAGAGAUAUCCAUAUUCACUAGCUAUUUCCUAUUGUCACUCGUUUCCCGAUUCAUUGCAGCGUUCAAGCCAGUCGAAA
Boeremia exigua is the source of this 1601-nucleotide messenger RNA. RefSeq lists its product as uncharacterized. The transcript has 3 exons. The record is from RefSeq and is a predicted model, not a curated record. NCBI's taxonomy places the organism in Eukaryota, Fungi, Ascomycota, Dothideomycetes, Pleosporales, Didymellaceae. Bases 211 to 1443 code for a protein of 410 amino acids.